This is a messenger RNA of Cyprinodon variegatus (sheepshead minnow), 2959 nucleotides long. RefSeq names its product solute carrier family 27 (fatty acid transporter), member 6 (gene slc27a6). Gene Ontology annotation, molecular function: long-chain fatty acid transmembrane transporter activity; long-chain fatty acid-CoA ligase activity. The coding region runs from base 54 to 1949 and encodes 631 amino acids. The record is from RefSeq and is a predicted model, not a curated record. Lineage: Eukaryota; Metazoa; Chordata; Actinopteri; Cyprinodontiformes; Cyprinodontidae. The transcript has 10 exons.
GGGAGCGUGUUUAUGAAACGGACAGUGACGGGUGGCGGCAGUCAGCCGCAGACAUGGACUGGUCCCGGUUCUGGUUCUGGUCCUGGUCCUGGUUCUGGUCCCUGGCAGCAGGCCUCCUGGUCGCUCAUGUUCUCCAGAGGUUCUGCUUCCCGUUCUUCUGGAAGGAUCUGCUCUUCCUCUCUAAGGUGAUCCGGUACGGCGCGAGGCUGGAGCUCUUCAAGCUGACGGCCCGGGUCCAGACGGUUCUGGACCGGUUCGUGGAUCAGGCGCAGCGGAUCCCCGAUAAGCCGUUCAUCAUCUGUGAAGGCUCGGUCCACAGCUACCGGGACGUGGACCUGCGCAGCAACAGGCUGGCCAACGCGUUCCUGCAGCAGCAGCGGGGCCCCCAGAGGGGCUCCUGCGUGGCGCUGUUCAUGAGCAACGAAGCGGACUUUGUGAGCGCCUGGUUCGGCUUGGCUAAGCUCGGAUGCUCGGUGGCUUUCCUCAACAUCAACAUCAGGUCCAAGAAGUCUCUGCUGCACUGCUUCGACUGCUGCGGGGCCCGAACUCUGCUCAUCGGCUCAGAUUUACUAGAAUGUCUGGACGGGGUCCUGCCAAGCCUUCUGGAGAACAACAUCCAGGUGUGGACCAUGAGGAGCCACUGUGAGCAUCCACAGGUGCACACUCUGCCGGACAGGAUAGCGGCGGCGUCCGAUGAGCCGGUACCGGCCGACCUGCGCGCCGCCAGCUCCCUGAAAACCCCCACCCUCUACAUCUUCACCUCUGGAACCACCGGGCUCCCAAAGGCUGCGGUCAUCACUCACCUGCAGAGCCUGAAGGCAGCUGGGGGCUUCUGGGCCUUCGGAGCGACUGAGAGGGACGUGAUCUACAUCCCGCUGCCGCUCUACCACAGCGCCGCGUCGCUCAUCGGGAUCGGAGGAACCAUAGAGCUCGGAGCCACCUGCGUCCUGAAGAAAAAGUUCUCAGCCUCCCAGUUCUGGACUGACUGCAGGAAAUAUGAAGUCACUAUAUUCCAGUACAUUGGUGAACUCUGCAGGUACCUGUGCAACCAGCCAAAGACAGAAAUGGAGCGGGACCACCGGGUUCGAAUGGGAGUUGGGAACGGGCUGCGUCAGGACGUCUGGCGGGAGUUCCUCAGCCGGUUUGGAGACAUAAAGAUGUGUGAGGUCUACGGCUCCACGGAGGGAAACCUGUGCUUCAUGAACCACGUCGGCCGGAUCGGAGUGGUGGGGCGCUCCAACUUCUUCUACAGGCUUCUGUUCAAGUACGAUCUGGUGAAGUACGACAUGGUUAAAGACGAACCGGUGAAAGACCCUCAGGGUUUCUGUCAGAGAGUCAAACAAGGAGAGACGGGGCUGUUGCUGGCCAAGGUCAGCGCCCUCAGCCCCUUCUUCGGCUACGCUGGAAACAAGCAGCUGACGGAGAAGAAGCUGCUGAGGAACGUCUUUGUGAAGGGGGACGUCUACUUUAACACCGGGGACCUGAUGGCCGAAGACCAGGACGGCUUCAUCUGCUUCAGGGACAGAGUGGGCGACACCUUCAGGUGGAAAGGAGAGAACGUUGCGACCACGGAGGUGACGGAGAUCCUGGGGCAGGUGGACUUCAUCCAGGAGGUCAAUGUGUUUGGAGUGGAGGUUCCAGGACAUGAGGGCAGAGCGGGGAUGGCCGCCCUCACCGUGCGACCACAAUUCACCUUUGAUGGUCACAAGCUGUUGGAACACGCCCUCAGGGACCUCCCGCCGUACGCUCGCCCGCUCUUCGUGAGGAUCCAGGAGGUGAUGGAGAUGACCAGCACCUUCAAACAGCAGAAGUUCCAGUUGGUCCAGAGUGGCUUCAACCCAUCAACCAUCUCUGAUCCCCUCUAUGUGUUGGACUACCAGCAGAACAGCUACAUUCCCCUAACAGAACAGAUAUACCAGAGCAUCAUCUGUGGAGAACGCAAGCUCUAGAGGACCCCUGGGUCACCAUGGAGACGGAGAGGGUCCAAAGACGAUGUUUGCUCUGUUUGUGUCUGUGAUCACUGUGAAGGAUUGUUCUGCCAGAGAAGCAGAACCCAACCAGAACCCCAGCUCCUAUGGACACUGAUGACAUUCUUUCGCAAACGAUGGGAUCAAUAAUCGGAACCAUUACAGCUUCACAGAACCGCAGAAGUUUAACUCUAAUUUAGUUUUUUAAAUUUCAGACAGCUUUUCCUGAAGGCUUUAGUGAGGGGGCAGUGUGGAGACGUUGCUGUGCUGCAGCCAGGUCUCAGUGCGCCCUGCAGGGUUAGGCUGGCAGGGCCUGAUCUUCAGGAUUAAAACACGUCCAGACUUGAUUUCACUUACGGAGCAGAUCAUCAGAGGGAGGGAUCAACCACAAAGAACUUUCCCAAUAUUUACUGUUAUUUUCCUCUUUUUAUCCUCUUGGCUUGUUUGUAGCAGUUUUAGAUUUGUAUGCCUGCCAUAGACUGGUGACCUGUCCAGGGUGGACCCCGCCUCUCAGCCAAUGACAGCUGGCACCAGCCCCCCUACGACCCCAGCAGGGAUUAGCGUGUUGGAAGAUGGAUGGAUGGAUAGAUUUGUAUGCUAAGUGCAUUAUGAAUGAUAUUCUAAAUUAUAAUCAUUGGCUGAGUUUGUAUCCAGCGGCUUCGUCCUCCAAAGAUCCAUUGGCCGAUGAUGUCAUAGCGCGGCGACGAGGUCUGUUCGGAUUGGAAGAUUCCACUUUAUGCGGCCGACAGAUGUGUCCUUCUUUUUGACCGUGUUUAAGGACAGGUCCGCUGUACCAGGAUUCAUUGAGAGUCCAAGCACGCCAGCUGCUCUGUCUCUUAGAGGAAAGGUUACUUGGCGCCAUACAGUGGUGAAAAUUGGAAGUUCAGUUUAAUAUAAUCCAGUCAGUGAAUAGUUCCGUCUGAAAUGAAUGAAAAUAGUUGUUUUAAUGGUUAUAGAAUCAGAUAUGUGGCGGUAAUGUUUGGUUUAUCUAA